This is a messenger RNA of Salvia hispanica, 1977 nucleotides long. Lineage: Eukaryota; Viridiplantae; Streptophyta; Magnoliopsida; Lamiales; Lamiaceae. The record is from RefSeq and is a predicted model, not a curated record.
GCAGAAUUUGUCUUGGCGGCAGAAGUUCAAGGCUGUUGCCAUAAAAAGUAAACCUGAAAUGAAAUCUCCAGGUUUGUCUUCUAAGAAGAAAAAGAAAGUUCAUGUGUCCAAUGAUGUAAAUGAGGGACCUGAUGCUUUGGUGCUUGGAGAUGAUGGAGAUCAUGAUGGAGAUUUUGCUACAAAUUCUCCUGUCAGCCGCAACCUAGAAGAAUGUGAAAUAAGCUUCCCUCGAUUUGGUCCCAGGAGUUCUGGUCAUGGUGAUGACCGCUACAAAGUGAGAGAAACUCUUCGGUUGUUCAAUGCUACCUGUAGAAAGCUCUUGCAACUAGAGGAAGAAGAAGUGGGAAACCUGGUUGAAGGAGAGGAAGGAAGAUCAAAGCAGUUGGGCAGAAAACUCAGAAGGAUUGAUCUAAUAGCUUCACAGGUGCUCAAGACGAAGGGAAUAUAUGUAAAUACAACUAAAAGAAUUGGAGCAGUUCCAGGAGUUGAAGUGGGCGACGAAUUUCAAUACAGAGUGGAGCUUGCUGUUGUUGGCAUUCACUUCCCAUUCCAGUCUGGCAUAGAUAGUAUGAAGGUAGAUGAACUUGUACUUGCUACCAGUAUUGUUACGUCUGGGGCAUACCAAGACGAUGCCGAGAAUGCUGAUGUUUUAAGAUAUUGUGGGCAAGGAGGAAAUGUCCUCGGGAAGUCUAAACAACCUGAAGAUCAAAAGCUUGAAAGGGGGAAUUUGGCUCUAAAGAAUUGUAUAGAUAAAAAGACACCAGUGCGUGUUGUUCGUGGAUGGAAGGAGAUGGUGCGUAUUGACCCUCUGGAUUCCAAGCCUAAAAUGGUCACUAGUUAUGUUUAUGAUGGCCUAUAUACUGUGACUGAUUGCUGUACAGAAAAAGGGCCACAUGGUAAGCAAGUUUUUAUGUUUGAGUUGAGGAGGAACCCAGGCCAGCCUGAUCUUGCUUGGAAAGAAUUGAAGAAGUCAAGUAAGUCCAAAGUCCGCCCAGGAUUGUGUGUCACUGAUAUUUCUUGUGGAAAAGAACGCAUUCCUAUUUGGGCGGUGAACACUAUAGACGAUGGAAAACCACCUCCAUUCAACUACAUUUCAAAGAUGAUGUACCCUGAUUGGUACAGUCCAAACCCCCCAAAAGGUUGCAAUUGUGUCGGGCAAUGUUCUGUCAGAAAAAAAUGUGCAUGUGCACAGAGAAAUGAUGGAGCAAUCCCAUACAACCGCAAUGGAGCUUUAGUUGAAACUAAGACUCUUGUGUACGAGUGUGGUCCCCAUUGCAAAUGCCCCCCUUCCUGCUACAAUAGGGCCACACAACGUGGCAUCAAGUUUCAGCUUGAGAUCUUCAAGACACAGGCUAGAGGCUGGGGUGUGAGGGCCCUGUCUUCUAUACCUUCAGGAAGCUUCAUAUGCGAGUACGUAGGAGAACUUCUUGAUGAUGUAGAAGCUGAGGAGAAAAUUGGCAAUGAUGAGUAUCUCUUCGACAUUGGCCAGAAUCUAAUCGAUUCCCCUGCCAAUUCUGAUGACGAAGAAAUGACUGCUGAGCUUAAAGGAGGGGGUUGCACGAUUGAUGCGUUGACGUAUGGGAAUGUUGGGAGGUUCAUUAAUCACAGCUGUGCGCCCAACCUUUGGGCGCAAAAUGUGAUUUAUGACAACGAUGACAAGAGAAUGCCCCACGUGAUGCUUUUCGCAAUGGAGAACAUUCCUCCUCUCCAGGAGCUCACCUAUUCUUACAACUACUCCUUUGGUCAGAUCCGCGACUCUGAUGGAAACGUUAAGGUUAAGAGUUGUUACUGCGGCGCUGCAGGAUGCAGCGGCAGGUUGUACUGAGGUGUUUGUGAUUAUGCUUUUCAUAUAUAUAUCUUUCUUCCAUUUUUAUGUUGCUGACAUGUGCAUAUACAAAGCCUAGAGAGUGGCUCCCAAGUUUUCCUAAUGAAUGAACUGUAACAUUUAUAAAUGCAGAUAGAAUUUCUCUGUGAGCA